CGCAACCAACGGCUGAGAUUUGCCCUUGAGCCUUCUUCACAAAUCACGAGCACUCUGAUCUGAUCCCCCCACCACUCUCUCUUUUAUCACCUUCCACACUCUCACUUCUCUCUCUCUCUCUCUCUCUCUCUCUCUCUCCAAUGAACCUUUUUUAAUUUAUACACCAAAAGAAAGAGAGACAAAGAGAACUAUCUAUCUAUAGAAGCAAACAAGCAAAGAACGAAGAAAGAUGUUAGUGGGAAAGCGCGGUGGUCAAGCGGCGACGGUUAUAAGGAGAACCACCAGCAUGAGUGGCGGUAUGGCCAUCGACAUAGACCGUGAUGAUCAGGAAUUCAUGAUGAUCAUGCCACCUCAUAACAACAAUAGUAAUGAUAACACCAUCCUCCACCUUCAUCAUCAUCAUCAUGGUGAUGUUGGUCAUGGAAUCAUCCCUCAUCAUGAUAAUGAUGAUGAUGUCAUACAACACAACAAUACUCCUCACUUUCUUCGGACUUGUGGCCUCUGUAAAUCUCCUUUGACACCUGCUCAAGACAUCUACAUGUAUAGGGGGGACACGGCAUUUUGCAGUUUAGAGUGUAGAGAGGAGCAAAUGAAACAAGACGGUAGAAAAGAGAAGAGGAAGAAUAAUAAUAUGGUGGUGGCUUCUGCCUCUAACAAACAGGAUCAUCAUCAUCACCACCGUUCAUCACCCAAAAGCGAACCCACUACUACUACUACUACUCCUGCUGCUGCUGCGGCUGCUUGCUCUACUUGAUAUUUAUCAAUCAAUUAUUGGUAGUAUCAUAUUAUAGUAUAUUUGAAGACUAAUUACAAGAUAGAACAAAUUAAAAUUUGAGGGUCAUGCUAUAGCUCAUGCUUCAUGUGCACUUUAUUAUUAGGACACCAUUUUCCACGCUUUAAUUUUGCCCCUACCCUCAUAUCAUGUCAUAUAUAUAUAUACGUUCUUCAUUGUUAUUAGACCUAAGCUAUGGUGGAUAUUUUUCUAAUUGUUGACUUAUUAAUUCUGCUGCUUGAGUGCUAAAAAGUUGUAUCAAGGGUGCCGGCUAGCUGAUAAUGUAUUCCGGAUAUGUGAACCUUUGUCUUUGAAAUCAAUGUUUAAUUAUUAAUCUCUCCUC
Arachis stenosperma is the source of this 1115-nucleotide messenger RNA. Its product is annotated as protein INCREASED RESISTANCE TO MYZUS PERSICAE 1-like. NCBI's taxonomy places the organism in Eukaryota, Viridiplantae, Streptophyta, Magnoliopsida, Fabales, Fabaceae. The record is from RefSeq and is a predicted model, not a curated record. Bases 230 to 754 code for a protein of 174 amino acids. The transcript has 2 exons.